Manis javanica (Malayan pangolin) is the source of this 2236-nucleotide messenger RNA. It is a transcript of the gene STX1A, whose product is annotated as syntaxin 1A. Gene Ontology annotation, cellular component: plasma membrane; endomembrane system; SNARE complex. NCBI's taxonomy places the organism in Eukaryota, Metazoa, Chordata, Mammalia, Pholidota, Manidae. Gene Ontology annotation, molecular function: SNAP receptor activity; SNARE binding. Gene Ontology annotation, biological process: exocytosis; vesicle fusion; intracellular protein transport. The record is from RefSeq and is a predicted model, not a curated record.
GGCCGCCGCGCAUGCGGGGCUCAUUCGGCUGCUGCCGGCGCCGCUGCCACUCCCGGGAGCAUGAAGGACCGAACCCAGGAGCUCCGCACGGCCAAGGACAGCGAUGAUGAUGAUGAUGUCACAGUCACCAUGGACCGAGAUCGCUUCAUGGAUGAGUUCUUCGAACAGGUGGAGGAGAUCCGCGGCUUCAUUGACAAGAUCUCGGAGAAUGUGGAGGAGGUGAAGCGGAAGCACAGCGCCAUCCUGGCCUCCCCCAACCCUGAUGAGAAGACGAAGGAGGAGCUAGAGGAACUCAUGUCUGACAUAAAGAAGACAGCAAACAAAGUCCGUUCCAAGUUAAAGAGCAUCGAGCAGAGCAUCGAACAGGAGGAAGGCCUGAACCGCUCGUCUGCUGACCUGAGGAUCCGAAAGACACAGCACUCCACACUGUCUCGCAAGUUUGUAGAGGUCAUGUCAGAGUACAAUGCCACGCAGUCGGACUAUAGAGAACGCUGCAAGGGCCGCAUCCAGAGGCAGCUGGAGAUCACUGGCCGGACCACGACCAGUGAGGAGCUGGAAGACAUGCUGGAGAGUGGGAACCCGGCCAUCUUUGCCUCCGGGAUCAUCAUGGACUCCAGCAUCUCGAAACAGGCUCUGAGCGAGAUAGAGACACGGCACAGCGAGAUCAUCAAGCUGGAGAACAGUAUCCGUGAGCUGCACGACAUGUUCAUGGACAUGGCCAUGCUGGUGGAGAGCCAGGGGGAGAUGAUUGACAGGAUUGAGUACAACGUGGAACAUUCUGUGGACUAUGUGGAGAGGGCCGUGUCUGACACCAAGAAGGCUGUCAAGUACCAGAGCAAGGCACGCAGGAAGAAAAUCAUGAUCGUCAUCUGCUGUGUGGUCCUGGGCAUUGUCAUUGCCUCCACCUUUGGGGGAAUCUUCGGGUAGGAACCAGCCCACCCGCCACUCUGAAUGGUUCACCCUGAGGAGGCCCCCUGGCUGCUGCUACCUUCUGACUCGGAGCCCCCUCCUUCCCACCCUGUACUGCUCCUUUCUCUGCCACAGGGCCCUUCAUACCUACCCUGCCCUGAGCCAUCGUGUGCAUGAUCUUUGUAAAUGUGUGUGUCCAGAAAGGCAGAGUGAAGCUAGGUUGGGAAACAGCUGGAGGGGCAGGGAUGGGUCAGCAAGGGACAACACUCAGGCCCCUGGCCCAGGCCACCUUGCCCUUCCCAGGCAGGGCUGCCCAGGGUGUCCUCACCCUACUUCCUCUGCCUUCGGUAAUUCCAUUCCAGCCUGGGUCUGCUCUCUUCUGGGAUCAGCGCUCUCUUUAGACCCCCACCUUGCCUCCUAUUGACCAGCCCAUCUGCCUUGACCUCUGUCCUCUCUAGCUGUCCCCAUAAGCUGAGCCCCCUGAGGGGUGGGGGCCAGCUGGCCACAUGGUGCUGCUUUUCAGGUUAGGUGAAGGGUGGCCCUGAGAGGCAGCCCAGCCCUAAGCCUCUAAGAGCCAGUCACUGCCAGGGAGGCAGGUGAGGCAGGUGCCGUGGCCCUAUCAAGACCAAGCUCCCUCCCUGCCAAGGGGCAGAGUCCUCUAGGUCUUGGCUGCCUCAGCCUCCCUUCCCACAUUCCUGCUGUCCCAGGAGCAACCCCUCUGGGCUAUGCUUGAGCCCAGGUAACAUUCUGGAAGAGGCCAUCUGGUUGCCUGGUCUCUAGCUGCCCUUGAGCUGGGGAGACAAGAGCAGGCCCCAGGCCUUUGCUGGGGCAGAAACCCACAGCCUGGGCCAGCCACUCUCCCUGGCAGUCCUUGGUCAAGUUCUCAAGCCAUCGUAUGUUGCAUGUGUGGGACAGUGUCCCUGCUCUCUUGUGCUCUGGGAAGUCAGAUCUCACUUCAGGCUUGCAAUCACAUCCCACCCUUACUGUCCCCGUUGAUGUGCCACAUGGGUGUCAGGUGUCUUGGAUGCAGUAUUCAGCAGCCAGCCGGAGAGGAGCACCUUUCUCCUCCCCACCAUCUCUGGGCUUCUCAAAUCAGAAACGUGCCCCUACCCCAAGACCCUUCUUCCUCAGCAGGCAGAGUGUGCAUGCGAGUACAUGCAGGGCAUGGGGCCGCGUCUGCCCAGCCGCCUCAGCUCGCUCCUGCCCAGUGACUGACCAUGGUCUGUGCUGCCUUUCACAGCAGCUCUCCCCUCGACCCCUUCACCAAAGGUCUUGGUAUAACCAGCUGCCCAUUUUGUGAAAUUUUUAUGUAGAAUAAACAUUUGUA